Molecule: messenger RNA, 2232 nt
Organism: Funneliformis geosporum
Lineage: Eukaryota; Fungi; Glomeromycota; Glomeromycetes; Glomerales; Glomeraceae
Source: the annotation of a GenBank genome assembly
AUGAAUCCACAAAUUGAUAAUGGAAUAACGAAUGAAUUAAAUAAGAUGAAUUUAGAUAAUGAAAGAACAACGGAUGAUUGUGAAAGUACAAAGGAAUUAACAAGUCACGGUUCUAAUGUUUGUACAAUAAUAAAAGGAGCACAUUGUAUAGUUAGAAGUUUCGAAGAAUUUAAUCCACUAAUCAAUACAUUCCUUUCAUUGGGAAAUGAAAUUAUUACUUUGUAUGAAAAGGCUGAACAUAAUAAAAAAUUAUGUAGUAUCCUUUUAAAAAGAGUUAAUUGUGCAUAUGCUGCAGUAAAAGAUUUAAAUAUUAGAAAAACCGAAAACACACAAUUUUUUUUUAAAAACGAAAAUCUAAAAAUAUUUGAAGACUUUAUUAAGUGUAUAAGAGAAAUUAAAAACUUUAUAGAAGAUAUCAGUCAUUUAAACAAACUUCGAAGAUUUUUUUAUACCGGUGGGAUCAACGAUACUUUUCAAAAGCUUACAAAGGAAUUUGACGGAUAUAUGAAUAGUUUGAAUUUUUCUUUUAUUGUAGAAUCUAGAGAUGAAUUUGCAACUAUGAAGGAUGAUGUAAACCAAAUCAAAGAUAUAUUAAUUUGUGUAUAUGGAGUCUCUGAUGAUAGACAAUCUCAACAAAAUUUCCUCACUGGAAUGGAUCGAGUAGUUGGAAAAAACAAAAACUUUCAAAAGCAGCAAGACAAAAAUUUAAAUCCAUCUGAAUUUAAAGACCUAGAAGAAAAUGAACCAUUACUUGAUGGUAGCCAAUAUAAAAGAACAAAUAUAUGUCCUUCAAAGAAAAUUGAAAAACGUACAUUAAUCAAAGAUAGUACUGACGUUUCAUUUAAAGAAUUUUCAAUUAAGACUUCCCCUUCGGAGACUAAUAAUGAGCAAACUCAAGGCAAAACUCAAAUUGAAAUCAGAAGACAAAUUAAUAUACUUAAGGAGUUAAAAAAUUCUGAUCAUAUUAUAAGAUUUUUUGGUGUGGCUCAAGAAAAUUCCAAAUUUUAUUUGGUUACCGAAUGGAUGGAUCAUGGAAAUUUAUAUGAAUAUUAUACCAAAUUUGGUGAAAAUAUGAAUUGGGAAACAAAGAUAAGAUUUGCUUUAGAUAUUUGUCGUGGCGUUGCGUAUCUUCAUGAAUGUGAGAUUCUUCAUCAUGAUAUUCAAUCGACAAAUAUUUUAGUAAGUCAAUAUCACAAGGUUAGAAUAGCAAACUUUGGUCUAAGUAAAAAAUUUUCAGAUGCUACAAGAAGUAUUUCACAUAAUUUAGAAAAUAUAAGGUACAUGGCUCCAGAAAAACUAUUAUAUGAUAAAAAUAAUAAGGAUAAUAAAACGAAAAAGGUUGAUUAUGAUACUAGGUGUGAAAUUUACAGCGUUGGAGCGUUAUUGUGGGAAAUUGCAGAAUUAAAAAAACCUCAUUCUGAUCUUGAUAAAUCAGAAAUACUUAAUAAAGUUAGAAAACGUAUGCGAGAAAAUUAUUAUGAACCACUUUCAAAAGAUGUGCCUUUCGAAUGGAAGAAUAUGGUAUCUACUGCUAUGGAAUAUGAACGUGAUUGGCGUAUUAAAAUUUCUUUAAUUUGUCGCAAACUUUAUAAAUUGAAGGAAAAAUAUUCAGGUACAUCCCGUCCACACAGCGGUUCUAUUUCUUCAGAAAAUGAAGUCCCAACACCUUCUGAGGACUAUAAAGAAAAUUUAUCUGCAAUAAAUAAUCAAAUUGCAACUACCGUUUCAUCAUCCAUAACUAUUAAUAUUCUCGCUACUGUAGACGACGCAAUUCGCGAACACAAAUCUAAUAAUGGAAAUAAACUAGUUGCAUGGAAUAGUUUUAAAUAUCACUCAAUAACCAAUGUCGAGGCAAGAUAUUGGGUAGGGUAUUAUUAUUUUUAUCAUGGUGAUGAUAUACACGAAUUACAACCAAUUAGUGAGAAAGAAAGAAUCAAAUAUGCCAUUGAAAUAUUUAAAGAAACUGCGGAUAAAGGAAAUUCUUCUGCUCAAUUAAGAUAUGGAAUGCAUUUAUGGAAAAAGGAAAACAAUUAUAUCGAGGGUUUCAAAUAUUUGGAGAUGUCAGCUAAUUCAAAAGAUGCAACGGCCAUGUUUAUUGUUGGAAAAGCUUAUUGGAAUGGUAUUAAUGGUAUUAAACAAGAUAAGACACUAGGUGCCGAAUAUUUAAAAAAGGCUGCUUUUGCAGCUCAUCCUAAAGCUAAAGAGUUGUGCAAUGAAUAUCGAAUUUUAUAA